Messenger RNA from Hemiscyllium ocellatum (epaulette shark), 2098 nucleotides. It is a transcript of the gene med29, whose product is annotated as mediator complex subunit 29. NCBI's taxonomy places the organism in Eukaryota, Metazoa, Chordata, Chondrichthyes, Orectolobiformes, Hemiscylliidae. Gene Ontology annotation, biological process: regulation of transcription by RNA polymerase II. The transcript is spliced from 4 exons. Gene Ontology annotation, cellular component: mediator complex. The record is from RefSeq and is a predicted model, not a curated record. Bases 18 to 647 code for a protein of 209 amino acids. Gene Ontology annotation, molecular function: transcription factor binding; transcription coregulator activity.
CGCUCUCAGCGGGUAAGAUGGCGGCUCCGUUGAACCAGCAGCAACAGCAGCAACAACAACAACAACUGGCGGCUGCCCAGGCCCAGCAGCAGCAACAGCAACAACAACAACAACAACAACAACAACAGCAGCAGCAGCAGCAGCUUGUCCAAGCCCAGCAACUGGCCGCAGCCCAGGCCCAGGCCAGUCAGCCGGCACUCACACAGCAGCAACAGCAGGCCCAGCAACAGGACGACCCAGUCGCUAAAUUCAAACUCCUGAUUCCACAGCUGAAGGACUCUCUGCAGAAUCUCAUGAGGAUUGCAGCCCUGAACUUGUCUCAAAACACAACCAUUGACAAUGGACAGAAGAGCAGUGACACAGCCCUGCAACGGUUUGAUAAGAGUUUGGAAGAGUUUUAUGCUCUUUGUGACCAGGUAGAGUUGUGCCUGAGACUGGCCUUCGAAUGCCUUUCCCAGAGCAUCGACAGUUCCAAACACUCCCCGAACUUGGUUCCCACAGCAACCAAGCCGGACACGGUGCAGACAGAGAGCCAGUCGUACACUCAGUACCUCAGCAUGAUCAAGUCGCAAAUCUCCUGCGCCAAGGACAUUCACAACGCCCUGCUGGAGUGCUCGAAGCGGAUAGCCAGCAAGGGCCAAAUCUGAACAGCUCUGCGUUCCUGUUCAGGUGUUUAUCCUCAGAUGUGUGAUUCCAGGAUCGGAGCUCGAACUGCCACAAGGUCUCGUGUCUCCUGGUGCUUUCAGACAAGGUCGUUGUGGGGGCGGGGAGGGAGGGGGCCAGCGUGUAACGUCUGGCCGAUUCAGUGUGCACAUUCUCUCAGUUCCUCCACCCUCUUAAUUUGUGACUGACACACUCUACUCCUGUUUGUUGAACUGUGGCUUGGGGGGGGGGUACGGUGUAAGUGUGGAGCUAGGAGAGUGUUUACAGUAAGCAGCCAUUCUGUCACCAGCAUUCUGUAUAGUCUGAGUGUGCAGCAUUCAUUACCUUUGUACAUAUUCAGCUUGUCCCCUUAGCUACGUUUAGCAGCAUGUUCUGAAACAGAAAUGCACAAUUCCUAAAGAAUUAUGACAAAGACUUGCACUUUGAGCUCCAUAUGUUCGGACUGAGGGAGCAGGGCACCUCCUGAGAGAGGAUUGGAGCUGACACUGAAAUUCAGUUCAACUGUAAUUUAAUCCCAUUCCUGAAAGAUUGCAGGACGGCUCAGGCCAUUCAACCCUUAUGCUCUGUUCUAUCAUUCAAUUUGAAACUAAUUGUUACCUUGACUCCUUUAAUCUCCAACCUUCCUUUAUCUUGACAAAAAAACUUCCAAACUCAAGCUGGACUGUCUUAGUUGAUCCCAGCAUCCAAAGUCCUGCGGAGAAUUGAGUUCCGGAUAUCCAUGUCCUGAAAGGUUUCCUAACUUUGCCCCAGAGGGGCAUCCCUCUAACUUAUCACAUUUAAACCCUUGUUGUGCUACCCUCUAACCAGAUGAAUUAAUUGACCCUCCAAAAUGAUUUUAUGAUUGCAAAGCCCUUGAUUAAAUUACCCACUCAAUCUUUUAAAACUGAAGGGAACAAGGGUAUGGAUUAUGCAGUGCUGAGUCUUGUCGAACCCCCACACUGUCAGGCAACUUGCCUGGAUUGUAGGAGCUGAUCCAUCUGGCUCAGUUGGUCACUAGACCAGCACAUAAACCCAUUUGCAGUCACUUCAUGUUUUCCCUGACUUCCCUUGGUAUAGCCAUCGAUACAUGAUUCCUCCUCCCCCACCCGGCUGUGAAAUUAUUCAGCAGAAGUGAGGAAUCCAGCAGCUGGUGCAGUGGCUGCUUCAGAGUUAACCCCUGAUCUGCCAUUGAGGUGGACUCAGACCUGGCUGAUUCCAUCCCAGGUCUCGUGGGAGGGAUAGAUUCCCCUCUGGAAUAAGAGCCAGUUGAACUUGGUCUCAGUGCAGUCAGCAAGGAGAGAUUCUGGGCUUAUUUCUCUUGAAAUAAAAUGUACAGUUAAUGUGAGCAUUUCUACCGAGUGGCAUGUUUACAUCUCACGCCUUGUUGGUAUCUUGUGCAGUUUACUGUUGACUAACAUUUCAUGAAAUAAAGGAUUGUUUGAAAUUAUCGUGAUAA